Molecule: messenger RNA, 3319 nt
Organism: Cuscuta europaea
Lineage: Eukaryota; Viridiplantae; Streptophyta; Magnoliopsida; Solanales; Convolvulaceae
Source: the annotation of a GenBank genome assembly
UUUGAAAAAGUAAACCUAAAUACAGUGGUAAAAUGAGUGCAUCUCUCAGCUCCAAAUCCUCUGAUCUUCGUUGACAAUUUUUCAAACCACUGUGAAAGGCACGUUGAAGCUACCAAUAACCAGGAAAAUCUUCAAGAAACCCUAGUCUACCUUCCGAAUUGCGUUCUAUCUUGAGAAUAUCAUCUGAAAAAGCGUCAUCUUUUAUGCUUUUGGUGCGUGUUUCUUCGAACGCGCAUCUGUAAUUUUGAAUACUCCAUAGCCGGAAAGAUGAUGGUCCGGACUUAUGGCCGGCGUGGAAGAGGCGUAUCUCGAAGUUACUCAUGUGGUCGUAAUGGAUUUGAAGAUGGUGUUUCGUCCCAAGAAAGCCCUCAGGAUGUUUACAAUUUUGAAUUCUCGUCCCAAGACUCAGGCCGUUGGGCAUCAUCGUUAAAUAGUUCAGAUCCGUACGGUAUUGGGUCUUCUCAGGAGUGCCAGGAGCCGGAAAUAUUUCUUCCGGAGGAGGUGGACGUGGGUGUAGAUUUUGAGGAUCACAAUGGGCACUGGAAAUCCAAGAAGAAGAUGAAGGUCUUCGAUUGGGAUCCUUACAACUUGAAUUCGUCGCAGGAGUCUGAUGAAUUAAUGAUUUUACCCCCGAGGAGUGACAGGGAGAGUGGGAUUUUUGGGAAAUCAAAGAAAGAAAAGUCUGGGAAGAAGGGUAAGGAAAAUGGGGUUCUGCAGAAGAAGAAGAAGGUGAUGAAUAAGAAGGUUGUCCCAGAAGAGUCAGGAUCAAUUGCAGCCACAUUGAUGGAGACCCAAGAGCAUGGGGAGAUGAUGGAAAACGUUGAUGAAGUGAAUUUUGCAUUGGAUGGGUUGAGAAAGGGCCAGCCAGCAAGGAUCAGGAGAGCAAGUCUGUUAUCGUUGCUUUCCAUAUGUAGCACUGUUCAUCAGCGCAGACUUUUGAGGGCUCACGGGAUGGCUCAAACUAUUAUUGAUGCUGUCGUGGGGCUCCCCUCAGACGAUUCAUCGAGCAACCUCGCAGCAGCAGCACUGUUCUACAUUUUUAUAAGCGAUGGAUUGGAUGACCAUCUUCUAGAUUCUCCAGAGUGCAUACGAUUUCUAAUUAAAUUGCUGAAACCAGUCAAAUCUGAAGCUUCUGUGGCAAAAGCACAGACUAUUGGUAGCAAGCUUCUUGCAAUACGCUUGGACGCUGGUAUUUCUCAAGAUUUGGUGAAAACCGACUCUACUUCCAAUUCUAUCUUGAAAAAGGUUCAGGAAAUUCUUGUCAGUUGCAAGGAAAUGAAGCCUACAUGUGACAAUGACAGAAGUCAGAUACUGGAACUGAAUCCAAAAUGGAUUAGUUUGUUGACACUAGAGAAGGCUUGCCUAUCUCCAAUUUUAGUUGAAGAAACAUCUGGGACUGUCCGGAAAAGUGGAGGCACUUUCAAAGAAAAUUUGAGAGAGCUCGGAGGACUUGAUGCUGUUUUUGAAGUGGCAAGGAACUGUCAUUCGCUCUUGGAGGAAUGGAUGAUAAAGAUUUCGUCAUCAUUUUUGGAGCCAAAAGAUACUACUGCCUUGGAAAGUUUAGUGUUGCUUUUAAAAUCUCUGAAGACCAUGGAAAAUGCCACAUUCUUGAGUUUGGAUAUUCAGAACCACAUGCUGGAAAUGAAAGGAAAGCUGGACAGUCUUCGUUCACCUAGGUCUUUCAUAAAGCUCAUUUUAAGUGUCAUUGGGACUCUCUCAGAUGUUUUCUUGCAUAGACGCCGUUCUUCAGAAAACUUUCAGAACAAAAAGAUAUCUGAACUCUCGCACUCACCUUCAACAGUUGACAGCAAGGAGAUUAUUUCUAUCAUCUCCUCUCUUACUACAAGUGAGGAUGCCUCAUCCUCUAUGUGGUUUACUGAUUCUCAAACAGAUCCACUAGGCUCCUCUAAAUCUACCUCCAGUGAUUCUUGGUGGUCGAAAACAAGAAUAGACUCUUCCAAAUCUGGGUCAUGCCAUGGAAGCUCAAGACAUAUUUCGAAAAAUAAGAUAGAAAAUGCAAAUGACAUUGAUCACAAUAUGAAAGGAAGCAACGGAACCAAGGCAGUUCAUGUGACGGAUGAUACCCAAGAUCCUUUUGCUUUUGACAGUGAUGAUUUAGGACCUUCUAAGUGGGACUUGCUGUCCAGAAAGCAAAAAGUUUCUCGGCCUCCAAAUGGUAAGGCAAAGGUUCGUGGAAAUAAAUCUAGAAAUCACUCAACUCCUAUGUUGAGCAAUCAAGAGUCUUGUAAUGACAACCAUAAUAAAAGUAUCAGUUCCGGGGCUUCUUGUUCAUCUGCUGUUGAUGAAGAAAUGUCCAACCUUCUGGCUGACUGCCUUUUGUCAUCUGUUAGGGUUUUAAUGAACUUAACAAAUGACAAUCCCAUCGGGUGUCAACAAAUUGCUGCGUGUGGAGGUCUAGAAACAUUGUCUUCCUUGAUUGCCAGUCAUUAUCCCUCUUUCAGCUCAAGCUUGAAGUGUGUUUUUUCGUCUAAACCGGACGUCAAGCCUGACGAUCAAAUUGAUAGUCCACUCAGUGACCAAGAGCUCGAUUUGCUUGUUACUAUUUUGGGCUUGCUUGUCAAUUUGGUAGAGAAGGAUGGACGCAACAGAUCACGGCUUGCAUCGGCUAGUGUUUCUGUGCCUGGAACGGAAGGUUUAGAGGAGAGUUGCACAGAUGUAAUUUCAUUAUUUUGCACCAUCUUUUUGGCUAAUCAACGAGGAGGUGAAGCUGCUGAAGGAACUUCGAAUAUGGAUGAGGAGCAUACUCUAUUAAAGAAACAGAAGGAAGGCGAGAAAGUGAUCAUUGAAGCUUACUCAGCUCUCCUCAUCGCGUUCCUUUCAACUGAAAGCAAGUGCACACGAAACGCAAUUGCCGAGUGUCUUCCAGACAGGAGCUUGGCUAUCCUUGUCCCUGUAUUAGAGAAAUUCAUGGAUUUUCAUUUGUCAAUGAGGAUGAUUUCGCGGGAGACUCACUCUGCCGUUCUUGAAGUAAUUGAAUCAUGUAGGGUUCCAUGAUCAAGGAUAUAAUAAAGCAGGAAGUGAGAUUUUUUUUUUAGUUUUUUACGGUACCCUAACAUCUGUAUAUUCCUCCUGCAUUUGAAUUCUUGAUCUUGUUAUUCUUGUAAUUAUCGUAUUAGUUUUUUUUCUUAGUCUCAUUUCAAUGUAUACGAACAGAAUCUUUCUGUUCCUAACACUUGUAGAAGAAGAGAAGACAUACCAAACACAAUUAUACGCUUGACUGAUUUCUUAGUUUGCUGACUUGCUCAUUAAAAAAGAUUUAAUCGAGUGCAUCUCGAUAUAUAUAUGUUUUUUUAAAGAU